UGCUCGGUGAAAGCGGGUGGACUGCAGGUUCUCGGACACGGAGAUGAUCUCUGGAGCGGACGGAAAUGCGGAGUGACCCCAUGGCGCUCGGCCACGGCUCCAAGAAGUCGGUUUCAUGUGAGCAGGGAGUCGCACCUGCAGUCCUCAACAACGGGGUCGGACCCAGUAAUCAGGCGGCGGCUUCGCCCCCCAGGAGGACGCGGCCCUGCAAGUGUCUGCUGGCCUUCCUCCUCAUCCUCAUCGUCACACUGACAGUGACGGGCGUCACGCUGGCCUGGUACUUCCUCGAGUACCGGGUUUGGAGGCUGGAGCCUCGUGUCCAGCAGCAGUACACGGCCUACGUGUCCAUCCUGGACAGGAACUUCUCGGCCGGCCUGUCGUCUCACAGCAGUCCGGCCUUCCAGAGGGAAGCCAGAGGAGUGCAGGGCGUGGUCGAGAAAGUCAUGAAGGGCUCGCAGCUCUCUCGAUAUUUCAACUCCACCACAGUGUUCGCCUUCGGCAAGGGGAGCGUGGUGGUUCACUUCUGGGUGCUGAUGUCCGUCCCCGGCAGCCACGCCGGCAGGGUCACGCUGCAGAAGGUGGCGUCCAGCCUGCAGGGCGGCCUGAGAGGCCUCGGCCGGCCGGAGGGGGAGGAGACGGCGAGCGUCGGGGGAUACCUCCUCCACCUCGCCACGCUGACCGUCAGCGAAACUGAUGCAAAAGUUGUAGAACUGUUGAAAGCCUCAUUCGACUGCUACCGCUACCAGAGGGUGGCGUCCGGCAGCCCCGUGGCGCUGUGCGGCCCCGACACGCGGCGCUCGUCCUGCAUGUGGCAUCUCCAGGCCGCCGCCGGCUCCCAGCUGGAGCUGCACAUGGAGUGGCUGCUGCCCGAGUGUCGCGACAGGCUGGUGGUGUACGACUCCAUCACCCCCUCCGACGACCACCUCAUCACGUCUGUGUACGGCUGCAGCAGACACGAGCACGUGGUUCGAGUCCUGUCGUCAGGCGAGUGGAUGACCGUCGUUUGGAAACAGGGUCUGCACAAUUACAAAGACCCCUUCUCCCUGUCUGCUCAGGCCUGGGAUCACCCGGACUGUAACGCCACCAUUCAGCUGGAGGCCGUAUCAGGGGUCCAGGGGACGCUCAGGACGCCGUUCUUUCCCAGCUUCUACCCUCCCAACACCAACUGCACCUGGAGCUUCACUACGCCCGGCGCAGGAAUGGGCCUGUCUCUGGAGUUCCAGGGCUACGAGCUGAACAGAGCCGCUUACAACCAGGUCUGCACCCAGGGCCAGUGGCUGAUCCAGAACCGCAGGCUGUGUGGAACCAGGAGCCUGCAGCCCUACAGCGAGCGCCUCUCCCUCCUCUCUUCAACCACCACGGUGACCUUGACCUCUGAGGUGUCGCUCACCGGCCCGGGCCUCCAGCUGCAGUACGGCGUCUUCAACCUGUCCGAUCCGUGUCCAGGCCAGUUCCUCUGCAGCGUCAACGGCCUGUGUGUCCCCGUCUGCGACGGAAUCAAGGACUGCCCCAACGGACUGGAUGAGAGGAACUGCGUGUGUGUGGCGCAGUUCCAGUGUCCAGAGGACAGCCAGUGUGUGGACUACUACAAAGUGUGCGACCAACACCCGGACUGCCCCGAAGCCUCCGAUGAGAUGAACUGCACCGACGGUGUGGAGUGUACGGACAUGACGUAUGUGUGUUCUGAUGGAACGUGUCUGAAGAAGCCGAAUCCCGAGUGCGACUCCGUCACCGACUGUCCAGAUCAGUCAGACGAGACGCGAUGCGACUGCGGCCUCAGGCAGUUCUCCAGCCGCAUCGUGGGCGGGGCCAACGCCUCGGAGGGGGAGUGGCCCUGGCAGGCCAGCCUGCAGGUCCGGGGGAACCACCUGUGUGGGGGGGCUCUCAUCUCCGACCAGUGGGUGGUGUCCGCCGCUCACUGUUUCUAUGACGACCAGCUCUACUCCCCCUCCAUGUGGACGGUGUACCUGGGUAAACUGACGCUCAGGCGCAGCAGCCCCACCGAGGAGGUGGCUCGGGUCCAGCAGAUCGUCCUGCACCACUUCUACGACGAGGAGUCCCACGACUACGACCUGGCCCUGCUGAGGCUGGACCGGCCGGCCGCCGCGCUGCUGGCCGGACACGCCCGGCCCGCCUGCCUGCCGCCGCCCACCCACCAGCUGGAGCCGGGCCUGCUCUGCUGGGUCACCGGCUGGGGGGCGCUGCGUGAGGGAGGCAAAGCCAGUAACAUGCUUCAGAAAGUGGACGUCCGCCUGGUCAGCGAGGAGGCCUGCGUUCGCUCCUACGGCAACCUGGUCACUCCCAGAAUGCUUUGCGCCGGUUAUCGCAGCGGAAAGAAAGACGCCUGUCAGGGAGACUCGGGUGGGCCCUUGGUGUGCCAGGAGCCGUCGGGUCGGUGGUUCCUGGCUGGCGUGGUGAGCUGGGGCCGAGGCUGCGGCCGUCCAGACUACUACGGCGUCUACACCCGCAUCACCAGGCUCACCGGCUGGAUCAAGAAGGUCAUCAGCGGCGCCUAGGACCCCGAGGAGCUCCGUCAUCUUUACGCCCGCUGCUUCACGGCCCAGAUAACGACUUUAAGUGCUUGCUGAUGAUUUGCGGUUGCUUCCUGGUUAAAAGGCUUCGUUCUGAAGUCAUUCUGGGGACGAGGAACCUUUUUUAUGUGACUUCUCUCACGGUGGAUGUUGUAAAGUCGUGUUGAAUUGUGUGCAGCAAAAGGAAAUAUGCCAAACUGAAAACCAAGAAUGAAAGUGGUUAAAAGACUCGACAUGAAUUUCUUUGAUCGAUUGAAAUGUAAUAAAUACUAAAAGCUAAUUCAUUUACUUUCUAAAAAAUGUCUUGUGCUCCGUUGUUUAUCUGCUUUAGAUUCAGCACUGUAGUGAACCUGGAACCUUGAAAACGUCGUGUGAAUGGGGCCUUCGAUCAGAAUGUCCUGAUCAGUCACAUCCAGGAUCUACACUGAUCUGUAAACUUAUUGUCCGCCAGGCGAUGUGAACAAUCAGCCCAUGAGAAGAAGCCAGAUCAGUCCUGCGAGUUUAUCCGUCAACGACGAUGAUACAACAUGAAGUCCUGAGAGACGCCAGGAGCUCCUCCGCUGGACGGAAGCCAAACAAACUGAAGUCUCGGUUGUGUGUUUUAGCCGGCUUGGGGAAGAAAGAGCUGUGCGGGUGUGUGAGCCGACACACUCUCCCUCAGGUGGCUUUACAGGGUGGAAGCCAUGUUUCUGCGAAUCGGCGCCUCCGAGGAGACGCAGCCGUUCUUUUCAGCCCAUUUCAUGAUGAGCAACAACGAUAUUCUCGGGGGUGCCGGGAGCAGGUGGCGGCGCCUGGCACGCCUCCCGCCGGCUGGAUGUUCGUGAGUCACUGUGGCUGGUAAACACAGCGGAGACACAAAGGGUCUGGCCUCGGAGGCCAGAUCCGGAUCCAGGCGGUGAGGCGUCCUCAACUCUCUGCGCUCUCUUCCCUCCUCUCUCUCCCGCUCAUCUUUUUCACUCUGGAAAUUGGCCCCAAUCCUCCGGGGACAUUUCAAUAUUUUGAAGUUCCCAUUUCCAGCGUAAUUGGCCUUUCAUUAGGUUGUAAACCAUAAUGGCGGUUCUGCUCGGUGAAGCACAGCCACAGUGCUGAAGCGGGCCCCGGGGGGCUUCAGUGGCAAUUAAUCAAGACGCUUUUCAAUAAGAUGUGGCGACGAUGAGUGACCUUCACC
Molecule: messenger RNA, 3699 nt
Organism: Salarias fasciatus (jewelled blenny)
Lineage: Eukaryota; Metazoa; Chordata; Actinopteri; Blenniiformes; Blenniidae
Gene: tmprss6
Product: transmembrane serine protease 6
Exons: 18
Coding region: 66-2516 (816 amino acids)
Biological process (GO): proteolysis
Molecular function (GO): protein binding; serine-type endopeptidase activity
Source: RefSeq, a predicted model, not a curated record